UUCAUGCGUCGGGUGGUCCAGCUCAAACGAAAAGUAUUUGUUAUUGUUUUCUGUAACAAACUGUAAUGGAACAAUGCGCCUGAAUUCCCGUAUACCGUGUUUUUGUCAUUCGUUUUAACACCCACUGACUUCUUUUCUUUAUUUUGGUGCCUGCUGUGUUUGGAAGCUGGACCUGUUGGUGGUGGUAAUGCACCUCAAAGUUUUCGACCCCUGAAGAUAGAAGAAGAAACACGGAAAUGUCCAAACCGCAUGGUGUUAUUUUAGACCUGUGAGUCCCAAAAGAGUAGCGUUCAGCUUCAGGUUUGAAUCGGUCUCAUCCUGUUUGUGGCUGUCAACACGAUGGCGUCUGGCAGACAGCACUGCUCGUGUUGCUCCCAUCCAGUCUCCUCUCCCAGUGUUUACCAGACGUUGAAUGAAAUGGAUUUUGAACGAGGUAUCUGGUCUGCUGCAAUGGAUGGGGACGUGAAGAGGGUUGAGUCCUUGGUCCAGAAGGGCACAGACCCUAACCUGAGAGACUCAUCUGGAUACACAGCUCUGCACUAUGCAAGUCGCAAUGGUCACCUUGCUGUAUGCAAGUUUCUUCUUGAGAAUGGUGCCUGUGCAUCUCCCCAGACACCAGGCGGUGCCACACCGCUCCAUCGAUCAGCUUACUGCGGUCACCUGGAUGUGGUCAGACUCCUCGUGCACCACAGGGCAGAUGCAAUGCUCUGUGAUGAUGAUGGGGCCUCCCCUUUACAUAAGGCUGCAGAACAGGGUCAUGAAGAGGUUUGUCAGCUGCUUCUUGAGCACUGUCCAGCACUCUGCAGCCAGGCAAACAAGAGACUCCAGCUACCCCACCAGCUGGCACAGCGGGGAGAUCUGCAGGAGCUUUUAAAACCACCUCGGUGAUGACGGACACACUGCAUCUGGGGCAUGCUGAGUUGUCAUGUCAUUUGGCAGACAAAUGACAUGACCUCAAAACAUAUUAGGUGAGGUCCACUUACGUCAGGAUCAUGUUGACCUGAAUUCACUACAUUUGCCUACUUUUUUCUCUGCUGAACAACAGCAAAGAGACACCAAAUGAAACAGGAUGAACACGACAUUACAUUUUCUAGCUUUAAACCAUGAACAUCAUCCUGCUUCAGGUUUCUAGUUUACUGCUUGUGUAAUAAUUGCUCAUCCUAAGCUAUAAAAAGAACGUAAAGCCUGUCUGAUGAGUGACAAGAAAACAGACAGAUGUGACUGAUCAGUGGGAAAAAUCGAGAGUAUACUCAAACCUCACCAUCUGAUGUGGUGUUAAUGGCUGAAUCUUCAGACUUUGAUGAGUUCUGUACAGGAGCAGAGCAGGCGUACAAGUUAGCUGCUGGCAGAUGGACAGGAACAACAGCAGUUUAAAAGGCACAAAGUUUUGUUAUGACUUCUGAAGUUUCUUGUUAAAAUUACUGCACUUAAACCAACUGUGCAGGAUUUUAAAUGGUCUGUCUUUAAAAGGGCAGAAGUCAACAAAUAAACUAAGGCCUUCAGCAUACUGUGAAAGACGUCAUUGCACUGCAAACACCAGCAUUUGCCCUCACUGCAGCAUUAAUGACUCUAUGUUCGACAAAGCAGUUUGAAUUAAAACUGGACGUCAGUGUCUUCCUCAUAUUAGGGUUAUUUGUUAAACUUUAUUAUUUAUAUAUUUAAAUUUAUGUGGGAUUUAUUUUCACUUCUGACAGCAGGUGGAGCUGUUGUCCUACAAGCAGCAUGUGUUUUUUCCAGUACACCAUGUGAAUUAGCUGGCAGCUUCCACACAGUGACCUCAUUCGAUCCUCUCAGCACACUGCUGGAAAACUAAACAGCAUAACUGUUAGAAAGAGAGACAAUCAUGAGUGUAGCUGUUACAGCUGAUAAUAAAACAUCAUGUAUGGAUGCCACAGUUCAGCCAUGUAUGGUAAAUGGCACCAUACUGGGUUAUUUACUGUGUAUUAAUUAUAAAGUUAUCAAUCAAUCAAACACUUAAGCAGAUUUUUCCAGGUAAUUCUGACACGUAGCUAAAUCUGACAUGGUCUAUAGGAACAGUCAUGCUCAGCCUACAUAUUUUACUAGUGACCUGUUGCUGGCAACAUGUCUCAACUGCUUAUACUGUGCGACUUUUAUAUCUCUGUAAGUAUUAAAACAAAGACUUGAGACCUAGUGCUUAUGCUGUAAAGCAUGUACACUUUUCUGCACUGAGAGCAGAUGCUGAUGGUUGGUAGUCUUUGCAUUUUUGGUGAGUUAAUGACCUGAAAACACACAACUGUCCACCAACUUGGAACCUCUGGCUCCUAUUUUGUCAUACCUGUGGUUUUUGAUACCUCUUUGUGUAUCAUUGUGACCUAAAAUAGAAGAUUAAGUUUAAAUAAAUAAAUUUCACCGUCACACGUUUUAUAAGGUUUUAUAAACUUUUAAACUUUUUUUUU
Molecule: messenger RNA, 2417 nt
Organism: Toxotes jaculatrix (banded archerfish)
Lineage: Eukaryota; Metazoa; Chordata; Actinopteri; Toxotidae
Gene: ankrd39
Product: ankyrin repeat domain 39
Exons: 4
Coding region: 340-888 (182 amino acids)
Molecular function (GO): protein binding
Source: RefSeq, a predicted model, not a curated record